AUGAUCUCUAUCGUCAUCGAAAGUCCACCACUUCCGGUGGUAGUGGUGGUGGUGGUGGCGGCGGGAUGGGCUCAGAAUCGCGCAAAAACGUAGACGAGGAGGCGAAGAAGUUGAAGAGGAGGACGACGAGAUUAUGGAUGAAGUUGAGGACGAGAAUGCGAUCCGCCGCCCGUACCUGGAGGACGAUGAGGAUGACGAUGAGAUUGAUAUUCGUUAUGCGACGGCCACGCAGAUUAAAGCGAUGGCUUCUGGUAGUGGUGGUGGGUUAGGAGGCACAGAUGCAAGUGGUAGUGGUGGUGGUGCUCCGAAGGCCGUUCUCAGUGACGAGCUGUACGCGACAGUGGAUAGGAAAAGUAAACUGAAUAAGCCUCAGCAGCAACAGCAACAGCAGCAGAUCACGGUACAAGUUGCAACGUUGAAAACGAACACACAUUACCCUGGUAAACACUUUAGUGAUGAGUUCAUAGACGAUAGCAUUAGGAACUACAAUAGUCAUACGAACAUAAGUACGAACGUAGGCAAGUUGAACGAACCAAGUGCAGGACCCCUGAGCUCGGCAAGCGCAGGGGAGAUGUACAAUCGUUCAGCUCAUUUCGAUGAAUACUGCGGCAACAACCGGUACUCCGAUACGUCGGACUACUUUAGCCACAGUCAGCAGCAUUACUCGCAAUCACCCAACUCUCACUCGUUGGCCACGACGAUUACUCACAAGAACGGGCUAACGGACGAUGAUGAUCGGUACUCUUGCUCGAAUCCGCCACCGAUCCAUCCGAGAACGUCACAUUCGCUGCCGCGUAACUCGCAGCUUGCCAAGAUCGAAUCGAUCGAUUCCAAUUACAGUGGGGGUGAGGGAAGAUCGAGCAGCGCUGGUAGAGGAGCUGGUAGUUCGGUCGAGCAUAACUUCGUCGGGCACCAUUCGUUGAACAAUCUGCCAAGUUCAUCGAAGGUGACCAAUGAUUAUCUGCACUAUUCCUCGCUGUUGAAAGGAGGAGGCGGUACUGGGGGCGAUUCUGAUGAUCCAAUGAAUAGUAAGAAAACAUCGUCGGAAAGGCUUGAGUAUGAACUGUCGAAUGCAAACAUUUACUCGACAGUGCAGUACAAGAACUAUGAGGAUGAUUUUGAGGAUGAAGAAUACAUGAACUACCAACGUCAGCGGGGCGAGAACAGAGAUGUUUCGAAGGAGGCAUGGCUAAGAAGCAGUUCGUGCAAGGAACUCUGUGAUUAUGGGUACGAUUCAACAGGUCGGGCCGAUUUCUCUCUAAUGGAGCGAGAAUUCUUGACCUCCGAUCGCAUCGACAGUCCUGUGACGCGCUACGACGACUCGCGCCACUCGAUGUACGUGCAAAAAUCGAACUACUCAGUGGAGGUUAGCCAGGACUUCUUGGCUAACGAAGGAAAGGUGUAUUCUUCCAGCUAUCCUGGCACCACGUACAAUACCAUCGAUCAUACGAGCUAUCGCAAACACAAUAAUCAAAACUUCUAUUCAAACUACGAGUACGGGUCUCAGGAUGAUCUUUCGCAUGACAGUUACGAGCUGCUGGAAAAGUCAGACGACGAACUGUACUACAAGUUCAAGGGCGAUUCGGAAGCCCACACAAGAUCCUGCUCGCUGGACUCGGGUAAUUACAUCCCGACGGAUGACGAAAGCAUCCCGGACCAGCAGCAUUCAUCGGGCCAUCAUUCGCAUCACAUUUCUCGCCUCUCGCGGUACUGCUCGAGUUUGGAGGCGAAAAGCAAAAGUGCUCCAGACAUCGACGAUCUCGACGAUAUGUUUUUGAUGGAAGAUCCGAGAGAUUUGCCGCGUGAAAAGCUGUGCGUAAAGUCGGAUGGUAACUUCUACAAGAAAAUCAAACUGGCCAUGGGCGGAUCGUCGCGAAUGUCGAGUCCAGAGUCGCGCAGUGAUUACUACGAGUCGAAGCUGUCCAAGAGCAGUGGUUCGAGCAAGAAAUCGAAAGACAGCGUCUAUCACACGGAUAGCAACAAGAAAUCACGUGAAACGCUCAAGAGCAAAUCGGGAUCAGGUUUUAACUCGCGAGCUUCCAGCCAGGACUCGAAGGAUUGCUUCGGAGGUAUGGAUAUACUGUUGACGAAAAAUUAUGAAAUGCCAACGACCACGAGCAAGAAGGCAAAGUACCUUUCGAAGCGAUUCGACAGCAGCUCGCGAAAUUCUAGUCAAGAUUCCAAAAGUGACUACUACGACGCCAGUGAGCAGCAGCAUGAGCAUGAGCUGGAUGCCGAUGCGGCCGAUAUGUCGGAUGAAAUAUAUUCCCGCGCCAAAGUGAGUCACUCGGACGAGCACAUUCGAGUGGGCGAAGAUGAUGAUGGUUCGUCUUCGAUGGCGAAGAAUGGAAUAUCGACGACUGCGGCAAGUUUUUACGAUAAUCAAAUCUAUUCUUCGACAUUCCCUAGUGCUCAGGCGAAGCCGACCAGUGUUGGGAACGAUGUCGGUGCAGGAGCCAACAAAACUUCACACGUUCACUCAAUCAGUCUGCAGAACGUGGAGCUGGAGAGAAGCUCCCGUUCGGUGGGAUACUCAGCGUACAAAUCUCCCUCACCGGUACUCCCAACAGCCGUACCGAAGCCGAUCGACAAACAGCCACCGAAAACGACGCACAUCUGGCCGGAGGAAAUAGAAGGUUUGCCAACGGCCAUAACAGAGAGCCAGCGCAUCGAUAGAUCGCGAGCUUUCCGCAAAAAAUCGGACAGUGAGAACAUUUUUAGCUUUGAUAAGGAGAAGAUCGAAUCCCUUACCAGCAGCCUAAACGAUGAAACGCCCACGACGGCGAUCAUGGUGGAGGCAAAGGCCAAAGUAAGUCCAGAUUAUCCACUCACUCCGGAGCUGCUAUCGGAGUUCGACAAGCAAAAGAUUGAAUCGCCUCAUAUUCUGCCGAGGAAAACCCGCAAGGAAGAGUUGAUGGCCAAGACGCACUUCGAAGAGUACACGCCGAAGAUGGUUGGGCUGGAAUCAACAGUCAUCAGCGGCAUUCCACCGUACGCUCACGCAACGGUCGAACGCACGAAGUCAGAUCCCAACUCGUUAGCUAAUCGACCCCGGCUAGGACCGAACUCGCGUCGCCAUACGCUGAUGCAUCAGAAAUCGAUCGAUCUUACGCCGGCAGAUUCAAGCGAAGAAGAAUACCUGUACAAGCAAAUUCCUAGCGCUCCGCCAUUGUGCAAAUCACACGGAAGUCACUUUGAGCUGCCACAAUCGUACGAUAUGAACGUGAUCCCAGAUGUGGUCGAGUUGCCAAGGAAUGGUUUCGAGAUGCCGAAGAGUUUCUUCAAAGAUUAUCAGGAGCGUCGCUCAUCGCACAAAACCGUACUGAAGGACGACAUUCCGUAUGUGCUGCACAAGCGACACGUCAUGAACGGGACCGCUCCUUCACCUCUGGUGGAAGGCAAAACUACUCCCCAUCGUAGCUUUCCAAAGCCAAAGAGUCCCAAAUCUCCAAAGUCACCAAAGUCUCCGAAAUCGCCCAAGAUGCUAAUGUCAGACGGUGGGAAAGGCGACGGAAGCUCAUUCGUGGGAUCGAAGGAAAAUCUGCUGCGAGUGAAGGAUGAUACAGAGCUACUGAUAGAACAGACCGGAGCAGAUGAUCAGCAGGGCUUCCUGUUCACGCAAAACAUCGACCUGUCGAAGGUGGAUCCGGUAACGCUGGAGGUGGACAAGACGGUUCAAACAGUGCAGCUAGCAAGUAGUCCGAAACGGGACAUAACAAAGCGCAUGGAUCCACUGAUGUUGGAGCAACUGAAUAGCAAACUCAGUCAAAUCGAGAGCGAUUCCGCAACAAGCUCCAAGACGGAUAGUAAUGCCGCUCAACAGCAACUGCAACAGCCACAAAGAAAGUUCGAAGCGAAACCGGUAGAUCUUCCCUACCUACUCGUAGACAAAAAGAACGUCGAGUUAGCCGUACCGAAACGUGUGGUCAAGACCCGGGUCGCUCCCAUUAAGACAAAGUGUGGAAAAUCGAAGCGCAAUGCCAAAACACGCAUCACUUCCUUUUCAUCUGACGAUGAGAGUCUCGAUUCGGAUGAUGUGUUUGGUUCGGCAGAAGCAAUGCCAACCAAACUGGAAUUUUCUCCACCUCAGUCGCGCAAAGAGAUAGAACCGAUCCUGAAGCAUGAAUCGAGCAAAAUGGCUUCGAACGCGUGGGCACGUGGACAAACGAUGAGCUCGACGGAGAUAGAAGGAUCACCGCCGCAGUGUCGUCGUCUGGCGGAACUUGAAAGUCGCUACCAUACGGUGAAGCUUGAGACAACACAGCUCACCAGCACUGAGUUGCGUCGCAUUUCGGAAAGAUCUUUCUCCAUUCCCAGCUCGGAAGAUGAGGGUAAAAAGCAGCAAACGAAGCCGGGGGAGCUUCUGGCGGACAAAACAGACUCGGCGAAAGGGGUAUCCUGCAACGAUCUGGGCGAUUCUAAGGAUAGUUUGGGGUUUUCAACAAAACAACAGACGGAAACUGCUCUGAAGAAGGGCAAGGAGGACGGGACGGUGACCAAGUUGUCACCCUCGCGCACGAAGCUGAUUGAAGAGCUGAUCGUUUCGUCGAUUGUGAUGCGAUCGAAGGGCCACGCGCCGAUCCUGUUUGCUCAUGCUCGUCUUAACCUUAGUGAAGGGUCAGCUUUUGCAUCGUUACAGCGUCAAAAGGCGCAAGAAUCGCCCACCUCUGGUCGGCGUGCCAAGAGUCUCGAUACGCCGGUAAUUUCACUCCACAAACUACCACCGAUGAAUGCGUUCUCUUCGAAGGAUGAUACGGUGGGGUAUGAAGAGGAAGAGGAAGUGCUGGAGGUGAAACCAUUGCAACAACAAAAAGCAUCCAAAGCGUCGGUAAUUGAAGAGGAAGAGCAGGAAGAUUCGGUCCAUUCUUGUGGAGAUGCAAUCGUUAUCCGCGAUCCGACCAUCUCGCGCCAAACAUCGACAACGGAGGAGGAACGAAAGUGCGUUCGGAUCGAUGCAGAUGAGCUGGAGUUACUCGACCGGCUGAAGUACAUCGAAAAGAUUGAACUGCAGGGAGUGAAGAUAAAAGAGAAGCGCAAAACCAAAACCAAGCUCAAGAGCGGCCAUCAGUUGAUUCUGGAGAUACCGAAGUACAAAUUUGAACCGUUCAGCUCGGGCAACAGCUCCAUCAAAACGUCCCCGGCCAUCAGUCGUGCUAGCAGCGUCGAAAGUACGGGCAAAGCGCGUCAAAAGACGGACAGUGGCACACAAACACCCACGGGAGGUGGUGUCGCUAUUAAACCUCAGCGCAAGUCUACCAGUCCGAAGGGUUCGGAGAAGCUUGUCCAACCGAAACGACGCUCUUCUGACGAAGUGAAGAAAUCUACGUCACCGAACGACAUGCUGCGGACGAAGAGUCAAGAGGCACUGGGCAAGGGAAAAGGGUCAAGUGCUAAAGAGAAAUCAAAAUCACUGGAAAAGAUGGAGCUCAAGCGUCUGGGAAGCAGAGACCGAAAGUCUACGGAAGAAAGCGAACUGGAACGCGCCCGGCGUAAGGAACGACAGCAAAAACUGUACGAAUCGGCUAUGAAACAAACGAUCAACAUGCUCAGCCCGGUGAAGGAUCAACUGCCGCAGUUCCCUGCACCAGAGGAUAAGAUUUCCGUCAAGACCGAGGGCGAUAAGAUCAUCAUCGAUGCGGACAUAAAAUCGAAACCGGAAGAUCACGUGUUUAUUGCCAAAGCGCCGAGAAAGCUGGACUGCGGGUUGGCAAAGAUAAGUCGUAGCUUCGAGGAUCAGAAAAGCGUUGAGAAGCUGGACAAGGCAAGUCGGAGCUUCGAUGAUCGAAGCAAAUCAUUUGACGAUCAUUCGGAUCGUUCCGCGGACGAGAGUAGCAUCGUCAUUAAGAGUCCGACGCGGUUAAGCAGAAGCCAGGAACUGAAGCAAAAGAUCGAAGGGUCGGUCGUGCAUAAGGGGCGGAUGGAGGGCAAGUCGAAAAGCUUGGAGAAAAAGUCGGAACCGCAGUACUUGGAUAUCGAGUACAAGACUCGCAGUUUGGAUCAAAACUACACGGAAAGCAGUGCUUCUUCGUACGGUGGUGGUGAUGCUACCUCUCCCGAUUCGGAGAGUGUAGGACACGGGUUGACAACAGGCAGGAAGCAGGAAGUGGUAAAGGUAGACGUGCACUGCUCCUCCAAGAUGGAUUCACCCGAUUCGGAUAAUAAUCGCGGUGCAUCUCCCAGUGGUCGAGGACGUAAAUCCACGACGGACAGUGAUAGCAAAUCGAUCGAGGAUCAUCGUCCUUCAUCGCGUUUCGAUAAGGGCAAGAGCCUUGAUAGCAAUAUUUCCUCAGAAAAAGUUAACAAGAAGGAUAAGCCGCAAGCCGUGGAGAGACGUGCACUUUCACAGCCAGUGUCAGAGUUUGGAGGAGAGCUCGACAUGCAGGAUAUAAUAUCCGAGCGACGUACGCUCGAUCUGAUGAAGAGACGAUCGGAGGAGAAGGUAGUAGAUUCAAGCACAGCGAGCAUUGCACCUGAUCCAUCAGACGAGGCUGGAGACAAGGAAGCUUCAGACAGAACGAAACAGCCUCCCGGGAAAGUUGGUAGCGAAGAGUCGCUAACGGAAGUAAGCGAACUCAAGGAUGCAGAUGUGAAAGAGAGCGGCUAUCUUCCACCGCCCGUGCGUGUGCCCACCAUUGAGUAUGAAGAACCGUCACUUGAAGAAGAGGACAUUGUGGACGAAGAGGAUGGGUUUGAAGCGGAGGAACUGGAAGCAGUAGAGGUCAAGAACAGGAAGGAAAUUCUGGGAAAGCUGAAUCUCGAAAGAAGCCGAAGCGAUGAAACAGGCUCGUGGGUGACGAUCGCUUGUGAAGAGUUUACCGGCACUGAAGGAGUAAGCAGCCAGCAGGAAGAUUUCGUGGAUAAUGCGGGAACUCACUACAGGAUAGAAUCUCAAGCGACGUUUGAGGACGUAAAAGAGUAUGCAAUGCCCGAAUCGGAGGUGAUUGUGGAGUCAGUUGAUGUGCCCAUACUGUCGCAACCUCAAUCCAAUCGAUCCUCCCCUUCAGCGUUCGAUCAUCCGCUUCCACAGGUACCGGAGAAAAAAGCGGAAGUAGUGUCACCGAUGCGCGAAAAGGUGGUAAGAUCUGCUGCUGUCGAUCGCGAUCAAGAAGCUGAUAAAAAGCAAGCAUCGCAAAGGCGCGGUGAUUUUCUGCGACUAUCAAUCGAAAGAUCUCGCAGCUCGGAUACGGGUUCGAGUCGUGAAAAUGAAACAAGUCCUAUUAGACAUGACUCCAGCACUCCUCGCGGUAAAGGGUCGCUGGAUGAAGAAUCAAGUCUGAGUUGCUCCAUUUCACGACCAUUGGGCAUAUCGCAGGACAUGGACUCGAUGGAGCACAUGAAGUGCCGGGAGCUGCGUGAAGCAAUGCUCAAGAUGGAAGAGUACGAUGAUGGAGUGGCGGUCAAGAAGGUUUCUCCAACGCUUGAGAAGCAGUACCCGGUAGACUUGGGGUCUGGAUCGGAGCUGGAUAUAGAAACUCCGGAAGAUCGUAUUUCAAGAUUGCUCCAGCGUGAAGAAAGUGAGUCUAGUUCGGAUAAUGGUGCGGAGGAACUAUUGCAAAACCGAAGGGUGGUGAAACCCGUCCGUACGACGUUACUGCACAAGAAAGUAUGCCGAACGGCACCGCCGAACGAGAAACAAACUCAACAAACUACUGCCGAGUUGAAGUCGGGAACUUUGAAGCUGCUCAGUGCCGAUGGAGGUGAUCGCAGCUCGCUGGAAUCAAAGUCAAGCCUAGAAUCGAAGGGAUCGUUGGGAUCAUUCGAAACCGAGAGUAGUUCAGGAUCGUUGGGAGCAGCACAACGAAAGGGCGAUCUGCUGCAGAAAGAGCAGGUGUCUACCUGGCGUCCUUAUCCGAUCGAAAGCUCCGGCAGCUCAAGCGUGGAGGACAACUGGCUUCCACCAGAGCAAGAAAGUUACGAAAGCUUUGAAAUUGCGACGGAAACGAUAGAGAUACAGAAAAUUCCGCUGCAAGAUUCGAAGGAAUUGUCUCCGGACGAGCAGAAGGAAAGUGACUCCGACAUACAGGACGAGCUGAACGAUUUCCCGGCGACGUUCGGCUACCCGGAGAUGACUUCCACACUCGGUAUCGCUAUCAAUCCGGUAGAUAUACUUGGGUAUGGAGCGAGCUUCGGUGUGGGCCGAACGUUGUCGCGAAUCUCGGAGCGCAGUACGAACUCGGAGAAAUCCAGCGGCGAGGAGGUGGCAGAGGCGGAAAAAUCGAGUCUGGAAGAUUUGAGCGUGCACGACGAAUCGGCCAUCUCUAGUGAGCAUCAGGCGAGUCUCAGUUCCGAUCUACAUUCCAACUCGAAUCCGGCCUACAUUUCCGAUGCCGACCGUAGAACUUCAGCGGAAAUGCCGGAUAUUCCGUGUGAUUCGGCUGCGGCAGAGCGUCUGUCGGAGAUUUAUCAGAGCAAUGUGGUGAGGAACGGCCGCUUCACAGUAUCGCACGUGACGGAAGGUGGUGCUGGCAGUGGCCUAAAGAAGGUAGAAAGUAAACCCGACUUGCAGUGUCUUUCGGGAGGAGGUGGUAGUCAAGAUUCGGAAGAUUGGCCGUUACCGGACAUACCCUACGAUAGUACACCUGGUGAGCGGUUUGAUCCGUGCAUCGGAGGGCCUCCAGGUAUGAUUAUGCCACCGCCGAUGAGACCCUACUGGACGGAACAAGCGAUGGCCGGAGCGCGACAGUCACAGGAGUCUGACAAUUGGCCUACACCACCAUCCAGCAUGCUAGAACACAUUCCAAUCGUGGAGAACGUGCAAACGUUCCAUGUCAACGAACCACAGCAUCCGAUGCAGGUAAUGGUGGAAUCGUUCACGGAACCUACCACCGGAGGAUCCGAUGACUCCGAUCCGGAUUAUGCGGAGGUUGCUGGUGAUGAGAUUCCAGAACCUCCGAAAAGGGACUACGUGCCAACAACCUCUGGAUCCGGUUCAUACUCGGGAUCAUCCCUGUCCGGGAAGUCUGGAUCCUCACCAAGCCCGUCACUGUCAAUGGUGGUUCCUUACGAGAGCACUGCUUAUCUGGUGUCCGCCAUGCAAGAUUCAAAGACUUACGAGGCGGCAGUUACGUACGACAAUGCGACCUGUCUGAGUGGUGCUCUUGGUCCGACCAGUUGUCUCAAGUCAACGUUUGACAUAUGUUCAAGCCAGCGUCUACCGGGAUCCUCCACGACAGGGAUCGUGGGCAAAGACUCGAAUCCCGAUCGUGUGAUCAUAUCGCAACCGACCAAGUCUCCCCAGAACUUGAGUCCCAUCACGGAUGAUGAUUUCUUCAUGAACGAUGAAGUGUUCGGCCCAGGCACGGUGAAGAUUGAGAUAUCGCCGGAUGACAGUAAACCUUCAUCCUCGGGCGGUAUGGAAUACGGCACGCAGCAGCAAAAGUUUUCCCGAAGCUCCAACAACUCCGACACCUCGAUCGACGAUAUGCUCUCGACGUCUUGCGGCACGUACAUGGAGGAAACGGUACGGUUGCGCAAUCUAGAGCCGCGUCGGCUAAGCAACGAAUCGUGCAAGAAAUGUUCGCACAGCUCGCAUUCCGAGGAAGAAACGAGCUCGUUCGGUACGGACCUGGACGGGACGGUAAAGAUGGGACUGCAGCAAAAGCGCUGCACGCACAGUUCGCACUCGGAGGACACCUCGAUUGGUCUUAGCAUUUCCGAAUGGUCGACCGGUACGAACACCGUGCGGCAGUAUGCCAAUCUGUCCGGAUCGGACAGUCUGUCGGCCGUAUCGAACCAUUCCGGCAAUGCCAAGAGCGAAAAAUCGAACCACACCAAGAGCUCGAUCAGCUCGAGCGUCCACAAGUCAACCGAGAGUCUAGAUGAAAAGACAAGCGGUAGCUUUUCCAGCAGCAACACGAACCAGGCGAACAAUACCGGUGGAAAGCGCUUUUCGCUGGAGAAUGUGUCCGAGAACGGCGGGUGUCCGCGGUACGAGCCGUUCAGUAACUCGGAAACGGACACCAAGUUUUCGUCGGGCACCAAGAGCGACGACACUACGCUGACGCUCACCGAGAUGGCGCAAACCAUCACGGAAUGGUCGACGAGCAGCAGCAACACCCUGAUCGCGCAGGUCGAAGCGCUGAAGCAGCUGGAAAGUAGUGGAGCCGGUGCUGGUAGUGCGAAAGGUACCUCCUCCGGCGAACGAUCAUCUGCAACACCGACGCGCACAUUCGAGUACGUGCCGCUAAAACCCCCGAAGGUGGUGAAGAAGGUCGCGGUCGCAUCGCCCGAGGAUCACGGACGCAAGGAUUUGCCGGGAGUGCAUGCGAAGCCGCAGGUAACGAAACACAUCCCGACAGAGACAGGAACAAGCUCGAAGGCGGCAAAUGAAGCGAGCGUGAUUCCUGAUCGUCCUACGAGACUACCGCCCAAGAUUGUGGAUGUGAUCGAGAAGAGUCCCAAGCGAAUGCCGGUAACGCAGCAGCCUCUACCGCAAGGCAGAAGCCCCAUGUCUACGAGGGUUGAACCGCAAGACGGUGCCAGCAAACGGAAAUCGCUCGAAAUGAUGUCCAAGCGUUACCAGAGUCAGGAUAUAUCGGACACGGAAACGUUUACGGAGAAAUUGUACGGACAGAACGAGAAGCUCACGGAGCGGUAUCAAAGCCAGGAGUUUACACCGAUCGCUGCUACUACUUCGACGGCACCUAGCAAACCUCCGCGCGGUGACUCGUUACCUUCCUCCAGCCCAACGCCGAUGGCAGAAAAGCCGUUGAUAAAGCACCAUAGCUACGACGAUAAAACACUGUCCAAGUCGCAGAUCCGCGAGUACAAGACGACCAAGAUGCGCCACAGCCAGUCCUUCCACGAGCAUCUGGUGUCGUCGGAUCUGAACAAGAUAGUGGAGGAAAGUCUCGGCAGUUCUUCGACCACGACUCACACCAGCGAAGCGACCAGUACGGACAAUUCAUCACCAAUGUUUCCACGACCGGAAAAGCUGGUCCGCUGCUCACCGUACUACUCCAGCAGCCUCAGUUCGGAAUCGCCUCCAAUUGCUCCGAACCAGCUGCCGCCUCCGGUGCAGAAACCUCCCCGCAAGAGUUCUCUACCGCGCAACUUCGUUCCCAAGAGUCCACCAAGUGGGAACGAUACAGACAGUUCGCUAGAUCAUCGUGCGCAGGAUCCAAAGCUACGAUCGCGUGGUUAUCGUAAAAAACGAACGGUUCCACUGAAGAAGAGUCGCCUGGAUCGUCCGCUAGAGCACCAGGAAAGUUCCGAGUGUUCGGAGGGCUAUUUUCCGGAACUGGAAUCAGGCUCGUCGGACGCGGUAAUGAUGGAACAUCAGCAUCAGCGUUAUCCAGACUUUGAGGAAGAGUUGGAGCAGUUGCCGGAAGAUUACGAAGACGAAACGUACCGGGCAGAUGAGGAUGAUGUGACCCCGAGCCGCAAUGGGGCGGGGGUGUACCCGAGUGCAUCGUAUUCGAACAAAUUCGAGGGUCUCGACAUGACGGAGAACGUGGAUGAGAUGGGAUUCCCACGCUACGAUCGGUUGGGUCAUAUAACGAACCCGAACCUGUACAAGUCGGACACUCCAUCGCCGCCAGUAAAACCUGCCCGGCAGCGUCGAUUGCGCCAGACGAAGCGUGAUGAACAGCACGACCUGGAGUACCAGGGUGUACAGUAUACGCCGGAAAGUGGCAGCUGUUCCGAAACGAAAGCAGGCCUGUCGGACGAUGUGUGCUACUCGAGCGAGGACAGUUUCGCGGCGGGCUAUAACCGUAGCAGCGGUGCCAGUGCCGGUGCUAGCUCACGCUAUCAGAAGAACGUGGAGAUCCCUUACCCGGACUUCCUGUCCGAUUACGAGAACGAAUCGUCGUCGGCCUGUUCCUAUGCCCGGCGCAUGGAACAGGGUCGCCCGCGGUAUGUGGAACUGGAGGCGCAACAUCAACAGCUGCAGCAGCAGCAUCUUGAGUUUGUCGAAUCGGAUAAACCGCUCGAUGUGUCGGUUGCGUUCGACCUGAAAGCCUUACCGCCACCGAUUUACGUGGAAGAGGAAGAGGUCGAUCCCGAAGGGGAUGAUAUGCCCGGGCCUGAAGAGGACGAUGAAGAGCAAGAUAAUGCUGUCUAAACGAAUCUCGAACUGAGCUGAACGAUGCGAUUCUAGGACGCAAACGUGUAGAAGUAGCGAUCAGCCAAAGGAACACAGUAACAGUUUCCAGUGCCAAUGUUGAAACCCCAAGACGGCCGUGGUGAAGAAGGAAACAUGCCACAUCUUAACAUAAUCCGUUAGUCGCCCAUUAUUCUUCCUCAUGAAUAUUAUCGCGCGUCCCGCUAAAUGUAGCUCGCGGACAAGCUUUUAACAUGGAUGAUGAAUCUCACCCCAUUGUAUUCUUCUGUUCGCAACAGUAUGGGGGGGGGGGCUGAAAUGGAAGGAUCCAAGCAAGCAAAAAGGGCAUAAUAACGUACCUGUGUUGUUUCCUCUGAUUGAGUGAUUUUUUACAUUAGCGUUUAUACAUUACCAUUUUUGGGUUGUUUUUUAAAUCCUCGAAAAGUUUAUCCGUAUUCUACGUAAGGAUAGUGUGUGUGUGUGUUCGCCAACCCUCAUGCUCUGUCGGCUCUGAGGGUAGCUAGAGGGUAGCGUUAGUACUAAAUUGUUGACAUUGGCUUUCUGUGUGUUCAUCUCUGCAUUUACUAGACGAAAAAGCUUAUUAAGAGGUUAUGUGAAGCGACAACCACCGUUACAUUAGCAGAAGAAGCAUUUCGGAGCAACGGAGAAUAAGCGUAUCUUAUGAAUAUCGUCACGUUUUCCAUUUGUUUGUAGUGGUUAGGUCUGCAGUGUCGUAAGAAAGGAUUGGAAAGGAGUCGUAGGGAAACGAAAGUUGAAAAGAGAUUAGGUUAAAAAUGGAAGUAACAGUAUUACAGAGCAAAUGCAGGAAGUAAAUCGUUAUAACUCGUGUAGCAUAGUAUAGUGAAGGAUGAGUAAAAAACGCAUAAUAUUCUAAUAAUCCAGAGUUCUAGACUUGCAAACAUCCAUAUAUUUAUGAAAUGUUGAACGGAAAAUUGAUGAUAGGGCAAGCGGGUUGGAAUUUACGUUAACAAGCGCCCUGUCUUUCUUUGCGGUUGUUAAUCAAUUAAUUUGCUAGGCAAAAGUGUUGAGCUAAGAGAGAGGGGAAACUUUACGUGACAACGAGUCAAAGGAACGAUAUUUAUUUGUGUUUUCCUAUCCUUGCCUUAUUCCGGAAGUUCUUCAGAAUUUAUAACAAAAAGUCUAACAUUCAUUAUAAAACGGUUUUCAAUGUUUUAAAGUAUCGAUCAAUCGUGGGGUUGCUAGCUGCUCCACGCACAAUGAGGCCAAAACCGGAAGACAGCGAAUGAACUUAGAUUAAUGGAGCUCACCACGGGAUGCGAUGUGACCGUUUGGAACGGUGGGGUCGGCCAAAGCGGCCAAGAAGACACGCGUUGAGCAUGUUUUAUAAUGAAUUUUCAACAUGUUUCGAAAAUAAUUUCACACUAAACACACAUACACACAUUUAUAUUCAUUCGAGGGCUGACAAAAGCCGAGUACUCUAAUAAGCACGCACAAAUAUGCGCAUGACGAUAAGUAUGUUAUUAUCAUAGACAAUGUUGUUUACUUAAGGCAUUUAUGAAUAUUGAUGAGCAGAAGGACACGGAAAGCGUGGCGGCGCAUAUAUACGAAAGUCGAGCAAACUUAUAUUAAACAUUACGCAUAAUUAGAAUUAGUUACUGGUGGGACAUGAUCUCGGGUUUUUGGGAGGUAGCGCAAAAAAAAGCGGAAGGUUUAAUAUGUUGUGAAAGCGAUGCGAGAAAGCAAAAGAAAAAGAAGAAAAUAUCUAGUUUUUACUCUUUGAAAACAUGUUCAGACAAGCCAAAAUGAUUGCCAAAAAAUAACCCUUCCCUUACUAGCAGCCAAAGACCGGCCAGUCGGUCAGUACUAUUGCUUCCGAGCCCGCUAAUGGUCUAUGGAGCAGUGCAUGGAAACUCAAUUUUUCGUAAAACAUUUCACAAGCAUAUUACCAGUUAAAGAAAA
Molecule: messenger RNA, 13984 nt
Organism: Anopheles stephensi (Asian malaria mosquito)
Lineage: Eukaryota; Metazoa; Arthropoda; Insecta; Diptera; Culicidae
Molecular function (GO): guanyl-nucleotide exchange factor activity
Source: RefSeq, a predicted model, not a curated record